Apis cerana (Asiatic honeybee) is the source of this 1600-nucleotide messenger RNA. RefSeq names its product divergent protein kinase domain 2A. Lineage: Eukaryota; Metazoa; Arthropoda; Insecta; Hymenoptera; Apidae. The record is from RefSeq and is a predicted model, not a curated record.
AUGAUUUUAUCAUACAUUUAUAAUAUAUUAAAAUUUAAAAAAUGGGAAUUACUAUUUCUUUUAACAAUUUUAAUAGCAUUAAAAUGGUCCACAAUUAUUACAUUUCGACCAGAUAUGAAUCGUUUGAUGGAAUUACAUAAAUGUCCAUUAUGUUUUGGUACUUCUGCGUGUAAUUAUAUUCAUGAAAUAGAUAUUACAUUUCAUGAUUUUUAUUCCGUGUUUUCUUAUUUUUUCGGAGUAAAAAAUGUAUUUUUUGGCUCUUUUAAUAAAAAUAGGGUCGUUCUGAAGAAAUUGGCUAAAAAUUUUGAAUUAGAUGAAUUUGACAGAAUAGUUUGUGAAAAUAAAAAUAUUUCUCAUAUUUGUACAAUAAAUACAAAAGAUGUAGAUGAUAAUAUUAACAUCAAUUUUCAUAAAUUCAUUGAAAAAGAAGUCAAUUUGAAUUUUAUAAAAAAUAAUUUUAAUGGUUUAAAACUUUGUCCUACAAUCCAACAUUUAGAUAAUUUUUUAAAAGAUGUAUAUCGUAAUAAAAAAGAUAUUCCUAAAAAAAUAUUUGAUAUUAAUAUCUGGACACUAAUUGUUCUUAAUCCUGAACCUCUUUUUCUUCAGAUAUUAUCUGCAGAUAAAGAUUGGCCUGUACCAAAAUAUUUUGGUGCUUGUGGACGCAUUGUAAUUGAAGAAUAUAUUGGAUUACCAUUAACUGCUUAUUAUAAUGAACCAUGGUUACAUAGAGCUAAAAUAGCUUCAAGUCUUCUAGAUGCAGCUUACAAGUUUACAUAUAAAAGCAAAAAUUUUGGUUUUUAUUUAACUGAUAUAUCUGCUGAUAAUAUAGCAAUUGAUAUGAAUAAUAAUGCAAAAUUUGUAGAUUUAGAAAAUAUUAUUGUUGUUGAUAAAAAUAUUGUUCCUGCAGAAAGAUCAACUACAUGGAAUCAAUUACAAGUAAAUACUGAAAAUUUUAGUUGUCCGGAAUGUCUUGCAUUUUCUUCUGUUGAUAUAUGUAAUCAUAAAGUUAGUGAUCACAAUUACUAUGCAAUAUGCAAGAUAUUAUUAGCAUUAAAUAUAAAUAAUAAUAUACUUCCUGGUGGGCUUUUACAUGAUAUACCUAUAGAAAUAUUAAAAAACUAUCCAGAUAUACAAAAUCUAUUACAACAAUGUGUAAAUCCUGUAUCAUCUAAUAGAAUAUUAGCUGGGAUACAAUUUAAAAAUCUAUUAGAUAUUAUAAUACAAAAUCAAACAUAAAAAUAUAAAAAUUAACUAAACUAUUCAAUUAACUAUAUUUAAAUAUAUAAAAGUAUUUAAAUUAAUUCCACAAAAUUUUCAUAUAUAAUUAAUAUUUGAUUUUCUGUAUGUAUAAAUAAAAUGUACAAUAUAAGUAAAAGAUGAGAUUGAAAAAUUAAUUAUUUAUAAUAUUAUAUAUUUAUAAUAAACAAUAAUUUUUUAUUGAUUAUUUUUUAUGCUUUCUUGGAAAUUUAUAUAAUAUAAUAUUGUUAAAAUAAAUUAUAAUAUAAUUUAUAUAUAUUUUUAUUUUUAUAAAUAAAAGAAUUAAAAACAAAUGUAACAAAUAAAAAAAUAGAUAUAAUAAAUAAAUUUUAUAAAAUACAAA